Molecule: messenger RNA, 834 nt
Organism: Ascoidea rubescens DSM 1968
Lineage: Eukaryota; Fungi; Ascomycota; Saccharomycetes; Ascoideales; Ascoideaceae
Gene: BUD21
Product: Bud21p
Exons: 1
Coding region: 1-834 (277 amino acids)
Biological process (GO): rRNA processing
Molecular function (GO): snoRNA binding
Source: RefSeq, a predicted model, not a curated record
AUGGAUCAAAUAACUACAAAUAAAGCAAUUAAAUUGGGCAAGAGUGGAGGUAUUCAAUUACAUUCAGAAUUAAAGAUAAGAAACUUUAAAAGGGUGUUUACUGAGCCGAAAGAAACGAUUAGAGCAAAUCAGAAAAUUGAUGAAGUAGAUGACCAGAAACAAGAAAAAGAAGCUUAUGAAAGUGAUAAAACUGAUGAAAGCGAUGAAAGCGAUGAAAGUGAUGAUGAUGCUCCUGAAGAAGACAAUAUAGGUAGUGGUAAAAAAAUAGCUGAUAAUAUACUACAAGAACAAUUAAAGAUAGAAAAUGAUCAAAAACUGAUUUUAAAGGAUAAAAGACGAUUAAUAAAUGAAAAAUUUAAAAAACAGCAGGAAGAUAAACAAUUAAAGUUGGAAGAAAAAGAGAAGGAAAAUAAAAAAAAACUAGUGAGUAUAGCAUCAAUUGACAAUGAGAUACCAGAUUUUUUACCAGAAGAAUUAUUGGAAAGUGCAGCACAAUCAUCAUUGGAUAUAAAUAAUGAAAUUUCCAAAAAAAAGAAAAAUGGCAAUUUAGGGAAGAAUGAUAAUAGUAGUAAAAAUUCGUUUACUGGGAAACAUAUAAAAUUAGAUCAAAUUGAUAUUGAAGAUCUUAAAAAGAUAAAACAAAAAAUAAAAGCUAAAAAUUUAAAAAAAUUAAAAAAGAGGAAUCAGAAAACAAUUAAAAGAGGCCCUGUUAAAGUAACGGUGCUAUCGAAUACAAGAACAAAUAAUUUAAUUGCCCCUUCAUCUGAAAAAAUAAUUCAAGAGAAGAAUAAAUGGCUAAAAAGAAAAGUUUUGGGAAAGUCUGGUAGAUUUUAA